AUGUUCAAGCCCAGGGAGACUGAGGCAGGUAAAAAGAGAAACAAAAUCAAAAAGAAGCUGCUCAACACUUUACUGAGCUACACUGUGCUACGUCUCAAAGAGAAGACAAGAGAACUACAUCGAAUUGGCCACACAGAGGAGUUUAACCGUUUCCUCUACAUGCCCAUGGAUCUCAACACCAUGGAAACCAAGGUUCAGGCCAAAAAAUACAAGUGCCUUGAGGAGUUCCUAGCAGAUGCCCAAAACGUGCUUCAUAAUGUCUUUCUAUUAUAUGGAGGUUAG
Molecule: messenger RNA, 282 nt
Organism: Haliotis rubra (blacklip abalone)
Lineage: Eukaryota; Metazoa; Mollusca; Gastropoda; Lepetellida; Haliotidae
Product: protein kinase C-binding protein 1-like
Exons: 5
Coding region: 1-282 (93 amino acids)
Biological process (GO): regulation of transcription elongation by RNA polymerase II
Molecular function (GO): protein binding; transcription corepressor activity
Source: RefSeq, a predicted model, not a curated record